Dicrocoelium dendriticum is the source of this 312-nucleotide messenger RNA. The record is from the annotation of a GenBank genome assembly. Lineage: Eukaryota; Metazoa; Platyhelminthes; Trematoda; Plagiorchiida; Dicrocoeliidae.
AUGACAGGCAGCGCACUGACGGCGACAGCGUCCGCCGGUCGCACGCACAGCCCACCCAGAACGAAGCUUCCAGCCCCCCCCGAGUUCACCGGCAACGCUAUACCACACUCCGGCGCAUCCCCGGAGCACGCGACCCACCUCUACGACCAGCAGCCGCAUGCCGGGCCCACACGCCGUCUACACCCGUCAACGGCAUACGGGUCCACGAACGAGCAACCCCGGCCGCCGAGCGGGACUGCUUUCUACUACCGUGGCAACGUGGGCCGGGCCGCCACGGCGAGCUUACCCCCUCCAGUGAAGCCCUCGGGUUAA